AUGGCUGAAGAGAGCAAUGGGUAUGCAGUGAAAGUGGUGAUAAUCAACACAGAGUACAUAGAAACGGAUGCCCGGAGCUUUAAAGCCGUGGUUCAGAGGCUAACCGGUAAGGAGUCUAACGUGGCGGCGGCGGCGAAGGCCGGAUUUAACGGCCAACGGAAGGUUAAUUCCGGUGGGGGAAUUUCGACGGCGGCCAAGACUAGCCAUCAGCAGCUUCAUUUGGCAACCGCUCAUUUAGCCUUCAAUGAUUUUGAUUGCGAUAGGUUACUGUUCAACAAGGAAAUGUCACCGUUGGAUGAGCUGUAUGCGCUAUACGCCCAAUCAUAA
This is a messenger RNA of Ipomoea triloba (trilobed morning glory), 327 nucleotides long. RefSeq names its product VQ motif-containing protein 10-like. The coding region runs from base 1 to 327 and encodes 108 amino acids. NCBI's taxonomy places the organism in Eukaryota, Viridiplantae, Streptophyta, Magnoliopsida, Solanales, Convolvulaceae. The record is from RefSeq and is a predicted model, not a curated record. The transcript has a single exon.